AUACAUCAAGCCCAGGUCUGCGUAGGAGGUCGGCCGACGUUCAUUGCAUAUUCGAGCAGUGUAUUUCUGUCCAAGCGGGACGCAGAGUCACGUCUCCGCCCUGAUAUGUCCCUGCGCGCACUGCCUCUUCCUUUCGCAGCGACUUUCAUCGGUUAAAACAAAUGUUCCCUCGGAUCGACGGAGGAAGGAAAGGAGUGGAUGACUACCAGCGGAACAAGUGAGCGACGCCGCCCGGUUUGGUGGGAAUUGACUUUGGUUUUUAAAUGUAGACGCGGUCGGCGCUACCGAGUGCGCACUGUUAUUUAUCCCGAGAGGGGCACUUAUCCUUGGCGGACAUGGAAAGUGUUCAGACUACAGCUGACGAAAGCGAUAAGGUAAUAAAGAAGCCCAGCAGCCGCCGGACUCCGGCGGACGGCGGCGGCGGCGGCGGCGGGCAUCUCGCUCCCUCCCCCGUGGACGCGAAGAAUGGGUACGGUCUUUCCCACGCCACCCCCACGAGCAGAAUGGCGGCGUUUAACGGCCGAGGAUUAACCGGCAACUCCGGCUCCCUGCUGCUAAGACGCAGGCGCUUGAAGAGGAACCUCAGCGCCGCCACGGCAGUGUCCGGCAGCACCGCCUCCUCCUCGGCUGUCGCCGCCGCCGUCUGCGGUACCGCCAAGAUGAGCUCGGCCAUGUCCUCUGCGUCUCUGCACACACGGAGCCUGGACCGCAAGACUCUCCUCAAGCACCGGCAGAACAUGCAGCUACAAACGUCCGAUCGCGAGUGGGUUCGAGCCGAUCUCCACCGGGGCGCCAUCCACGUCUACGACAGACUGACGUCCUCGUAUCCCAGGCCGGUGCUGUGUACCGCGGACACCACAGCCGGCGAGGUCGCCCUUCGCCUGAGCAAACUCUGCGGCAAGUCGUGCUCUGUUAUGCGCAUCUUUAGCAAAGACAACCCCAAGCUGGACCAAAAUGGCAACUGCAGCGUCAAGUAUGAGUACAAUUACAAUCUGUGCAAGGUCAAUGAAGACCUCACCAUCAAAUACGACCACUUGUCCGGCCUGGAAGCCACAGAUUUAGGAGGUCGCACUAGUGACAAGAUGAGACUGUUGCUCAUGACUAAUGCAGAAGAGCGGCAACAGGAUGGAAAACUUUUCAGCCCUGAAUCAGAGUCCCAAGACAACAUAACUUGCUCACUGUCAGAUUUAAAUUUGAACUCCAACAUGGAUACCCUUAAUGAUGAUGACUCAGAGCACAGAAAUGGGGUGGACAGCUACGGGCUGAAUUCUGGCUCAGACGUGGAGAGCAGCGCGUUUGACGACCUCAGUUCUGGGGCCCGACUAAGCGAGCACAGGGACUCUCUCAGCGAUGACAUGAUCUUGGGGACGGAUGCGUCUAUCCUCAGCCCGUCGUUCGACAGCGCCACAGAAGGCCACGAUAUGUACGGCAGUUCUUCGGACGAGCUGGAGCUGGACUGCCCUGUGUCCAGCCUGGAUCCCAUCAACCAGCUCCGCAGCAAUGGUGUCAGUUACAAGCAGUGCGGCACCGGUCGUAAAGAUGUGACUAACGGCCUGCCGACCAGCAGCAGCGCUGGUUCCUUGUCCAGGGAUAGCUCCACAGGGAACACACCUGACAUCCAGGACUCAGACAGCGGUACUGGCAAAUUGCCGCUGACCUCUGACCAGUAUAGAAGUUCCUGCGACGAGUCCAUCCCCACUUUGUAUGUUCAGCUGCACGGCGAAUCAGUCAGGAGGCUUAGCCUAGAAGAGAGGCCCCUGCAGAUCCAGAAUGACUUUCUCUUUAAGCUUGGAUUUAAGGACCCUUGGAGAGUUCAAGAGGAAGGGCUUAACACAGAAAUGGGCUCCCUGUUACGUUUCUAUGCAGGGAAGCCCCAAAACAUUGAGAGCUUGGAGCGGGUCCAGCUGUCAGGGACGUACAAUGUCCGCAAAGGGAAGCUUCAGCUGCCAGUCAACCGCUGGACCAAACGGCAGGUUAUCCUCUGCGGCACCUGCCUCAUUGUCUCCUCUGUCAAGGAGAGCCAGACGGGGAAGAUGCACAUCCUGCCGCUCAUUGGAGGGAAAGUGGAGGAAGUGAAGAAGCACAAUCACUGCUUGGCCUUCAGCUCUGCCGGGCCUCAGAGUCAGACCUACUACGUCAGCUUCGACAGCUUCACGGAGCACCUCCGCUGGCACAGACACGCUGCCAAGAUGGUGUCUCAAAGGAUCAACUCAGUCGAUCUGUCCUUCUGUAGCCUGGAGCAGCUUCCCCCCAACCUCUUCUACAGCCACGACCUCACCCAUCUCAACCUCAAACACAACUUCCUGCCCGCCGACCACUGGCUACAGCAGCUGCAAAGGUUCUCCCGUCUGCGGAGCCUGAACCUGUCCAACAACCACCUCGGGCAGUUCCCACUGGCCAUCUGUGACAUCCCCACGCUGACAGAGGUCAACCUCAGCUGUAAUUACUUGCCCUGUGUGCCAGGCUCUGUGGGAGCCAUGACCAAUUUGCAGACAUUCCUGCUGGACGGCAACAGCCUGACCGAGCUUCCUGACGAGCUGGGCUCACUUCAGAGGCUGACUUACCUGGGCCUCUCCUUCAACCAAUUCAGCCACGUGCCACAGGUGCUGGAGCGGCUGGCUUCCAUGGAGAAGCUGUGCAUGGCCGGCAACGACCUGGAAACGCUCGUCUUGCAGAACUUCCGACUGCUCCGUGUCAAACACAUCGAUCUCAGGCUGAAUAAGAUUUCCAACAUGGUUCCGGACGAACCCGACCUGCUGAGGCACGUGACCCAGCUGGACGUGCGGGACAACCGGCUGACCCACUUGGACGCCUCUGUGUUCCCCAGACUGGAGGUGCUUCACUGCGAGCGGAACCAAAUCACUAGCCUCAAACUAAAGGGCUGCCUGCUGAAAGGCAUCUACGCCUCCAACAACGAGCUGCAAAGCCUGGAUGUCAGCCCCGUGCCCUCCAAUCUGAGUUACAUGGACAUCUCACGAAACCGUAUGGAGUCUUUGCCAGACUGGCUGUGUGAAGCAAAGAAACUGGAAGUUCUGGACGCCAGCCACAACCUCAUCAGCGAGCUCCCGGCGCGGUUAUUAUGCAGCAGCAGCCUGAGGAAGCUGAGUGUCGGACAUAACCAGUUGCAGAAACUGCCUGAAAGGGUUGAGCGCCCUCUGCUGGAGGUUCUCGACGUUCACCACAAUCAACUGGUGGAGCUUCCCUGCAACCUGUUCCUCAAAUCUGUCAGCUUACGAAGCGUGAAUGCUUCAGCCAACAAGCUGGAGCACCUGCCUCCCUCCACGCUGUCGGAGGAGAGCCACAGCAUCCUGCAGGAGCUCUACCUGACCAAUAACCGGCUGACGGACAAGUGUGUGCCCAUGCUGACGGGCCAUUCGCACCUUCGGGUUUUGCACAUGGCUUACAACCACCUUCAGACCUUCCCAGCCAGCAAAAUGGCCAAGCUGGAGGAGCUGGAGGAAGUGGACUUGAGUGGGAACACGCUGAAAACUGUGCCCACCACCAUCAUGAACUGCAGACGCAUGCACACACUCAUCGCCCACUCCAACGCCAUCGAGGUUUUCCCUGAGGUCAUGCAGUUAUUGGAGAUGAAAAGUGUGGAUCUGAGCUGCAACGAGCUGAGUGAGAUCACGCUGCCCGAUAAUCUGCCUCCCAAACUUCAAGAACUGGACCUGAGCGGAAACCCGCGUCUCAUCCUGGACCACAAGACCCUUGAGCAACUUAAUAAUAUCCGCUGCUUUCAUAUUGAUCCGCCCCCGACCUUUUCAUCGAACGAAGCACCUAGUGGGCCCGCUGUGUGGCGUCAUGGUUACACCGAGGCGUCUGGUGUCAAAAACAAACUGUGUGUCGCGGCGCUUUCGGUGAACAGGUUCUGCGGGAGUCGCGAGGCUCUGUACGGCGUGUUUGAUGGCGACAGGAACGUGGAAGUGCCCUACCUGCUGCAGUGCACCAUGAACGACGUCCUGGCGGAGGAACUGCACAAGACCAAGAGCGAGGAGGACUACAUGACCAACACCUUCCUUGUCAUGCAAAGGAAGCUGGGGACCGCAGGCCAGAAGCUCGGGGGCUCAGCCGCUCUGUGUCACAUCCGCCACGACCCCACCGACCCCGGUGGUUGCUUCGUCCUGACGGCCGCCAACGUGGGCAAGUGUCAGGCCAUCUUGUGUCGGAACGGCAAGCCCCUUUCCCUGUCGCUGCUUCACAACAUCGGCCUGGAGGAUGAAUACCGCAGGAUUAGGCAGCACCGAGCUAUCGUCACAGAGGACAACAAGGUCAACGGCGUGACGGAUUCGACGCGCAUCAUGGGCUACUCUUUCCUCUAUCCAUCCGUCAUCCCGUCUCCGUACGUGCAGACCGUCACGCUCACACCUCAAGAUGAGUUCUUCAUCCUGGGCAGCCGCGGCCUGUGGGAUGCGGUGUCCCCCACCGAGGCGGUGGAAGCGGUGCGCAACAUGCCCGAAGCCCUGGCCGCCGCCAAGAAGCUGUGCACCCUGGCGCAAGGCUACGGCUGCACCGACAGCCUCAGCGCCGUGGUGGUGCAGCUCAGCGUGAGCGAAGACUGCUGCUCCUGCUGCUGCUCCGAACCCCCUCAGCCACCGCCCAGCCCCAACCUGGGCCCCUACCCGCCGUCGUCGUCCUCUGGGAUCAAGGAAAGGCCGUCGGACGGCUCCCUUCCUGUGCCGCCGUCGUCCUGCAGUGAAAUCAGCAGCGAGAUCAGCACCAGCGAAAUGAGCAGCGAGGUGGGCUCCACGGCCUCGUCUGACGAGCCCCCGCAGAGUUCCCUGGUGCUGCUGCACGAGCAGGCCCACCACCCUCACCUCCAUCUGCACCAUCAGGCCCACCCUCUGGCCCUGCAGCAGCAGCAGGCCCACACCGCCGCGCAACCCUGCCAGUACAUGUUCACCAGCCCCGACCUGCCUUCAGCGCGCAGCUGCUGCACGCUGCACCCAGCCUGCCUGGCCAGCUCCUUCCAACGCCAGCUGUCCAGCGCCACUUUCUCCAGCGCCCUAUCAGACAACGGACUGGACAGCGAGGACGAGGAGCCCAUCGCUGGUGUCUUCUCCAAUGGUAGCCGUGUGGAAGUGGAGGCGGACGUCCACUGCCUCAAGCGAAAGUGCUCCUUAACGCCACAAACCAGUCAGGAGCGCGGCCCGCUUUCUCUGCCCCCGCCCCCUCCGCCACCAUGCACCCCUGAGCCCUUGGAAGAAGGGGUGGACAUGAUCAUCGGCGGCGCCGAGCACGGGCCGGAGAGAGACGAGCCAUGGGGAGGCGACGCGGCCAAGUCGGCGCCGGGAAAGAGGAGAAUUAACGGCUCCGUGGCCUGUCAGGAGAAGAGUCACAACCUCAUCGAAGUGGCCGCUGACGCGCCAUCCAAGAAGUCCGGCGGGUAUUUCACAGCUCCGGCCCAGCCUGACCCUGACGACCAGUUCAUCAUCCCCCCCGAGCUGGAGGAGGAGGUGAAGGAAAUCAUGAAGCAGCAUCAGCAAAAGCAGCAGAAGCCGCCUGGGACGGACCAGCCCGCGGACUACUUUGACACCCCGCUCUAGAACGCCAGCGACAGUCUCAUCGCUCGCCCUGCUGCAGCAUGCAUACAACCACCCGCCUCCUCCCCCUGUGCACCCCAUUGCCAUGACUACGAAGAAAAACCUCUAGACUUUCUUAUUUGUUUUUUUUGUUUUUCCAAACGGCCUUCUUGUUCCUGUGCAUGUUUUUCCUGCAGCUCCCCACUGGAAAAACACGCAGAAGAGCCCUUUAAUGAAACUGGACCCACAGACCACUGAACUUUGUAGGUUUUUUUACUUAGACACCCCAAAUGUGUAACCAACACUAGUCUCUUUGCAGUAGCAUCACAUGUGUUAAUACCAUCCUACGCUUUCUUUGUUUUCUAAGAACUCACCAUAUCUUCUAAUGUGAAAGCAGUUGCUGACAGAACCUUUUUAAAAGCGACACAUAAUCUUUUUACGAUGUGGAAUGGUGCACCAAUAAUACCACAUGUAACUGUUGUAUAUAGGGCACUUAAAUAUACUGUAUUUCUUCAGUACAUUGUGGCUCUCGGCCUGUAAAAUGGCAUAGAUUUUUUUUUUUUUUUUUGUAGAAACUAAAUACUAACUCCUAGGAGUUGCAUACUCUAUAUGGUGACUCAGUCACUUUUACUAAUCUUCUCUGAGAGAAAUGGUGAUUUUUUUUUUCCAAUUAUUGUAAAUAAGAGAAAUGUUGUAUACUUGAUGCUUUCAAAGGAACUGUGUACCAACAUGCCGGUGAAGGUUUUAGUUGGAAUGAAUUUGCUGUUUUGAUGGUUCCCUCUAUCCUGUUAACAUCCCUUUAGACUGACAACACAUACAACACGCUUUUUUCAAAAAAUUAUUUUGAUGUCCUGUAGUCAUCACUGUAUCUAAUAAACACUAAUAAACUGAUUUUUGCGCCCACAUACACAGGGGGAGAAAAAAGAUAUCAUCCCAGAGCCUUCCAACAGUUACCACCGGCAUGACUGUGUCGAGUUCAGUAAUACAAACAAAAUAUAUCCACGUGGAAAAGACACAACACAGAUAUUCCUGUCUUUGGUAUAAUAAAUUUUAAAUUUGUGAAUAUAA
Nerophis ophidion (straightnose pipefish) is the source of this 6590-nucleotide messenger RNA. It is a transcript of the gene phlpp1, whose product is annotated as PH domain and leucine rich repeat protein phosphatase 1. Gene Ontology annotation, molecular function: protein binding. NCBI's taxonomy places the organism in Eukaryota, Metazoa, Chordata, Actinopteri, Syngnathiformes, Syngnathidae. The record is from RefSeq and is a predicted model, not a curated record. Bases 336 to 5546 code for a protein of 1736 amino acids. The transcript has 17 exons.